This is a messenger RNA of Haemonchus placei, 567 nucleotides long. The record is from the annotation of a GenBank genome assembly. NCBI's taxonomy places the organism in Eukaryota, Metazoa, Nematoda, Chromadorea, Rhabditida, Trichostrongylidae.
AUGGUAAUGAAAACUGGAAGUUCUUUGAAGGACCUGAAGGAAGGAAUCGCUCGGGUGAAGGCGGGCAACUAUGCGUAUAUGAUGGAGUCAUCGAUGGUGGAGUACUACAUGGAAAGAGACUGUCAACUGCAAAGCAUUGGUGGUCUUCUGGAUUCGAAGGGUUACGGAAUUGCGCUUCCCAAAGGAUCACCACUCAGAGACAUUCUGUCCCGGACAGUCCUUCAACUGCAGGAACGGACUAUACUCGAGGCGCUCAAAAGUAAAUGGUGGCGUGAUAUGAGAGAAGGUCCGUCUUGUUCUCCUCAGGCAGAGAAGUCUCGAGCUUCACCUCCUCAAAGUGUUUUUGGUAUUUUCUACGUUCUCGUUACGGGACUUAUUAUUGCUCUGUUGUUAGCUUUUGGAGAGUAUUGCAUUGAAUCAAGGCAUGACUCAUCUCGUUUAAAGCUAACCGUUUUAGGAAAGAUUCGUGAUUGGUGGAUUGGACUGAAUUGUGAUAAAGCCGAAAAGGCUCGAAACAAACUUCGCAACAUGCAGUUGGACACAGCUGGACAAGAACUUCCAAAGUAA